Molecule: messenger RNA, 1016 nt
Organism: Culex pipiens pallens (northern house mosquito)
Lineage: Eukaryota; Metazoa; Arthropoda; Insecta; Diptera; Culicidae
Exons: 3
Coding region: 168-509 (113 amino acids)
Source: RefSeq, a predicted model, not a curated record
UUAGCAAUUGCUUUUGGCAAAGGAUGUUAAACGAGUCAUCAAGGAAAUCGAAUUUCAAAUUUGUAAUUUAUUAUAUGAUUGAAUUCGUAUAAAUGAAGAGCAAAACUGGUCGUUGGUAUCAUUCGCUUGCUAGAGUCACUUAGUGAAGAACAUCAGCAACUUCUAAAAUGAAGAUCUUCAUCGCCCUUUUCGCCGUUGCUCUGGCCGUUGUCGCCGCUGAGCCAUCGUACGUGACUUCGGUGCUUCCCCAAGCGGUUCCGGUUCCGGUGAGCACCUCGGUGUGGCCACCCUACGGAGUGUACGGCAAGGGACUGGCUCAGCGUUAUGCGCCGGUGGCCAGCUAUCCAGGUUAUUCUGCUGGAGUGUACGGCGGUCUGCCAGUCUACGAUAACGCUUGGGGAUACUCGGCACCGGUUGUGAGCGCUUACGGAAACGCCAAGCUGAUUGAUAAUGGACUGUGGAACUACGGUGGAUACGGCUAUGGACACACCAACAAGUACUGGCUGUGAACUGGUUAAAUAAAGCGUUUUGCUGGAGCUUCAAAUUGGGUGUUUUUGUUAUGUCAUUACAAAAUAUGAAUUUAUUAUCUAUUCACUAAUUGAGCUUACAAAUGACUCACUAAGCUCUCUCCCGGAACUUGGUCUAGGCGCCGGCUGUCCCAAAGGUAGACAUAAAUCAUUUGCCAACAGUUGCACCAUGUUAAACUGUCGAGUGUGACAGAAACACCACCUACGCAAAACCGUCGGGGAAACUCCUUUCUUGAACCAAACCCUUAUCUAGAACGUUCCCCCCUGCUGCCUCGAUCUCUAUAUUGCACAACGUGUCCGUGUCAGGCUCUCUGGUAGAACUGUCGGUUGUGUUUCAGUGCUAGCAAGCUCCUGGUGAUCGCGCAUUCGUUACGGCGCGCGGUGACAAUGGGUAGGAAUUGUGCAACUUUCCAAUCGACCUAGAGGUCUGGGGGCUCGGGAGUUGAUCUAGUUUACCUUCCCUGAUGGAGCUGUUCUGGAUGGUGGAGU